GGAGUUCCGGCUGCCAGCCCUAGAAUGUGCGGCCAGAUCACAGAACCUUGCACCUCCCGCUCCUCGUUUAUCUUCGUAUAUAAACUGCGCUCGGAUUCUGAUUGAAGCCAAGUCGAUGAGGAUGCCCAGUCGCCGCGAUGGCGUCGUUUCUCUCUCGUCUGUCUCUUCGAGCAUCCCUUUCUCGAUGUCGAGUGCCAUACGGUGGGGCGUCUCGUGCUUCUAGCAGGAUUUGGUUCAGCUCUGACGUCAAGGAAAGUUCGGAUCCGGAGACCAAGGAUGAGGAGUCCACAUUGAAAAUAGAUCGAUCCGGACUGUCCCAGCUGCAAGAUCAUGCGCCCAAAAUUUCAGGAAGGGAAAGUAUGUCGGCCAUGAGCAAGCACCUCGACGCCAUUAUCAGGUUCCGGGGGGGACCGAUACCCGUUGCUGAGUACAUGGAGGAGGUACUGACCAAUCCAACUGCUGGAUUCUACAUGAAUCGGGAUGUGUUCGGAGCAGGAGGGGACUUUGUAACAUCUCCUGAUAUUAGUCAAAUGUUUGGAGAGUUGAUCGGAGUGUGGAGUACUUGCCUUUGGCACCAAAUGGGAAGACCUAAAGAGGUUGCGCUCGUCGAACUCGGGCCUGGUCGUGGAACACUAAUGGCUGACCUGAUACGGGGUACUUCUAAGUUCCAGGAUUUCACUAGCGCUAUAUCUAUACACCUUGUGGAGUGUAGUCCUACCCUGAGGAAAAUUCAGGAGGCAACACUCGAGUGCGUUUCAUGUGACGAUUGCCCGGAGAAGAAGCGUAGCACACUCUCUGGAUCUUUGGUCUCGUGGUACAUGGAUCUCUUGGAGGUACCUCGAGGUGUGCCUACAAUCAUAAUCGCACACGAGUUUUUCGACGCACUCCCAGUUCACCAAUUUCAGAAAACUCCUCGUGGUUGGUGUGAGAAGCUGAUCGAUGUGGGCGAGUCCCCUAGUGAGCCUUUUCGCUACGUCCUUUCUCCUAGACCCACCCCGGCAAGCAAGUUGUAUUUGGGCAAGCGACUGCAGUGGGCGUCAGAGGAAGAGAAAGCCUGCCUUGAGCACGUCGAAGUGUGUCCAGAGUCCUUCAGAUAUGCAGGUUCUAUAUCUCGAAGAGUAAGCGAGGAUGGUGGUGCCGCUCUUAUCAUUGACUACGGAGACGACAAAAUCAUAACUGACAGCUUGCAAGCAAUCAGGAAACAUAAGUUCACCAGUGUUCUAGACGACCCAGGUUCGGCAGAUCUAAGUGCUCAUGUCGACUUCGGGGCCAUUAGGCACGCUGCUACAGAAGCAGCAGCCGACGGUGUUACUGUUUAUGGGCCAAUUACGCAGUCCAAGUUUCUGGGAAUGCUUGGAAUUAAUUUCCGUUUGGAGGCCCUUCUGAACAACGCAAGCGAGGAACAAGCUGAAGCCCUACAGCUUGGGUACUGGCGCCUAGUUGGUGAAGGUCCAGCGCCAUGGGUCGAGGGUGAAGAAGACGAAUCCACUCAGACGGGGAUGGGAACUCAGUACAAAGCAUUAGCUAUCGUGAACUCAAGUUUGGGUGUACCAAUAGGCUUCCAGUAGCUUCUAGUUUGAUGUCCUUAAAAGGUCACCUACAAAACGAUCGUUUGUUGCUCAAUGACACAAAUGUGCAAAAUUUUCGCUACUGCUGAGGUCCUUGUACAGUGAUCACAUAUUUUUAAUAGUCUAUCUAUUGCCUCUAAUUUUGCUAAUUCAAAACCAUGAUUCUCCGAUCUUCAGUUAUUGCCACACACCACUAAAGAUGAGUAUGCAAGGAUUUCGUGGUUGAUAAGUAUUUUUUGGAUUCAGACUUCCAAAC
Messenger RNA from Marchantia polymorpha subsp. ruderalis, 1824 nucleotides. The record is from the annotation of a GenBank genome assembly. Lineage: Eukaryota; Viridiplantae; Streptophyta; Marchantiopsida; Marchantiales; Marchantiaceae.